This is a messenger RNA of Paramecium sonneborni, 2717 nucleotides long. NCBI's taxonomy places the organism in Eukaryota, Ciliophora, Oligohymenophorea, Peniculida, Parameciidae. The record is from the annotation of a GenBank genome assembly.
AUGGCUAUUGCAUUUAAAAGAUCAUCAUUAUCUUAAAAAGAAUAAGAAGCAAAAAACAGAUUUUAUGGAUUACCUCCACAAUAAUCUUCACCACCGUAAAAAUUAUUAUAAAUAUUAGUACAAAGGAUAAACCUUAAAAAGAAUAAAAAAGACCAUCUUAAUCAAAUUAGUAAUAGUUAUAAAUUCCAGAAAAAUAAUAAAAAAAUGGGUUUGAAACUGCUUAUAAUGCUCCUUCUAAUGAAUAAAUAGAUUAAUUUUAUAAAAAUUUGGAAUAAGAUUUCAAAUAAGUUGCUUAAAGUAAAAUUUUAUUUAAUUUAAAUAGAGUAAGUAACUAUGGGAAUGCUUGUUAAUUAAUAAGAGUUAAUGAAACAAUAAUAAGAAAUAUUAAUUCGAAAUCAAUAAUAGAUGCAAUAAUUUACAUCACAAAAUAAUACUAAUAAUAAUAAACAAAAUAAUUAAAAUUCAAAUAAUGGAGAAUAAUAAAUGAUGAUGAAUUUGUUAACUCCAAUAAAUCAAUAAUUGCAAGAGAUUAAAUAGUUAUAUUAAUAGACAUAACAAUCUUAAUCUGAAAUUCGAUAAUAAUUGUAACAAUAAAAUAGUAAUAUUAAUUUUUAAUAAUUUGAUUCACAAAACAAUUAAUUAAAGUAACUCUUAGAUACAACUUAGCAUAAUUUAUAAUUUUUAAGACCAGAGAAUUUGUAAACACUUUAAAAUUUUACAAACUUUAAUUUAUAAUUAUAUUAGGAUACAAUAAAUAAUUUAUAAAAUUAAAUUUAUGCUUUAUAAAAUGAAGCUUCAACAAGUGAGCAAGAAUUACAUGUAAAAUAUAAAUAAUUAAAUGAUGCUCAUAUGGUGAGAAAGAUUUAGAAAGUGUCAUAAUACGAAGAAGAAACUAUAUAAUAAUUAGAGAAAUAAAUAAAUUCUAUUAAUUUUGAGAAAUCAUAAUAAUAUAUAAAUUAAAAAUUAGGUGGAAAUUUUGAUUAUGAGCAAUUUUCAUAAGAAAUUACUGAUCUAACAAAUGAUGCAACAAGUGUUUAUUCUUCAUUUAUAGAUAAAGGAUUAGAUUACGAAAUGUAUAUUCCAGAAUAUUAAUUUGAUUCCUCAGAUAUUGAAGCAUUAAAUAAUAAGCCAAGUUCUAUUCUUGAUGAAAUGAAAGCUGCAUUAGGAAUUACAAAUAAACCACCCCCUCCAAUGAAACCAAAAUAAAUUUAAUAAGUACCUGUUGUUUAACCAAUUCAACCUUUAGGAGAAAUGUAAAAAUAAACUCUUAAACCUAAUCAUUUGGUUAAUCUACCAACUAAACCAAUUGAACCACCAAAAGAUAUUAAAUUUGAAAAAUAGUAAACCCCAUAAGAUUAUAAACCUAUUUUUAAAGAACCUCCAAAAUAAUCUUAAUAAUAAUCAGGUUAAAAGAAUUAAAAAUAAAAACCUCUCAAUUUAGAUAAAGCUGAAUUCAGAUAAAAGCCAAAAUAGGUUGAGGAUGAAUCAAAAAAAUAUGGAGUUAUUGAAUAUUUAUAAAAUGAUCAAUCAUUUGAAGAACCUAAAUAUUAAAUUUCUUAUAAAAAGAAGGAUAAUUAAGAGAUAAAUAAUAAUUAAUAUAAUAAAAAUAAAUAGAAAUAAAAUUAAUAAUUAAUAUCUCCAUUAAAAUAGUAAGUUGAAGAAGCUGAAAAGAUUUAAGAAAAUAAUGUAUAAAUUAAUAAACCUUAAGAUUAUAAAGAUAUUUAUAAUUACUAAGAAGUUAAAUAUAAUUAUUAAGAAGGAUUAAAUGAUCCAAAAUUUAUUAAUUAUGAUGAUUUAAUUUAUGAAGUUUAAUAGACAAAUAAUUAUACUUCUUAAGAAUAAAAAAGUGGAGCAUUAUUAGAAAGAUUAGGAAUGAAAUAAGAAAAUCCAAAAAAUGAAUUUGAAUUGAUUGAACUUUUAUCAAGAGAUAUAGUUAAAGAUAAAUUAGUUUAAAAAAAGUAAUUAAAUGUUUAAGCAUAAGAAAUGAUCAAUAAAGAUAAAAUUUUAAAAAAUCAAUCAAUUUAAAUUUAACCAGAAUAGCCUAAUUUAUAAGAUUAGAUAGCAAUGGGUGCUUAAGCAUUUUUUCAAGGUCUUUUGACUGCAUUUAAUUAAACAUUAAAUUAAGUAAAUGAUGGAAUAUCUGGAAAUGCUACUUAAUAAGCAAAAUAACUGAUAAAGAUAUAAUAAUAACUUGAAUCUAGUGAAUAUACAGAUACAGAAGAAGAAGAAGCAAGAUAGAAUUAAGAAUAUCAUUAAAAACAAGAGAAAAUAUUAGAUAAUUAGAUUCCUGGAUCUUAGAAAAAGCCAAAUAGGCCAGGUCCCUUUUAAAAUACAUAAGUUUUAUAAUAAUAUACAUUUGCAUCAACAUUUUCUUAAUAAUAAUAAACUCAAUAAUAAUUAUAAUAAUAAAAAGAUGGAGGAUAAAAAGGAGUGAAUGAUAUGAAAAAUUAUUUAAACUAAUUUGCAUUAAGUGAUAAUUCUUAAGUUUCUUAAAAUAAAAGUGGUACAUCAUAUGCAGGAAGUAUAUUUAGACUUGAUGAUUCAUAUGGCCAUAAAAGUGAAGGAUAGGUCUCAAUUAAUGAAGGUAAAGGAAAUAAAGUAAUAAAAUUUAAUUUAUUAUUUUAUAGAGAGUUUAAGUUACUAAGGAUAUCUUUAAAGAUUUAAAUUAAGAUCUGUCUGAUAGUGAUGUUCCAUAACAUAGAUAAAAAUUUUAAUGA